UCACAAGAUCGCCCAUCCAUCAUGACAUUGUUAGCUUAUUUCAGGAGUGUUUCAAGUGUCUUACUUAAUGAGAGAAAAACUAUUCUAGCUUUAAAUAAUACAAUUAAGUGAUAGUCACCGCCUCGAAAUUCAAAAUCUUCGCAACUUUUAUCUCUAUUUAAGAUCGCUUCCUUCCAAAAAACCAACUCUGAAUUUCUUUCUUAUUGAUAUCAUGAACUUUUGUUCUUAAAAACAAAUUGAGGACAUUUAUUCUUAUAUUUUUUUCGUUAACAAAAUAACGAAAUCUUUUGGUCGCGAAAAACGAGAGAGAAAGAGGGUACUUUUAUAUGGAAAAAAGCAACUUGAGAGUACUUUCUUCUUGACUUUAAGAACGUUUAUUCUCAAAUAAGUAAGAAGAUGGGGAGGUAGUUAUAUUUUCUGGAGGUAGUAAUAUAAUACCCGAUUGAGAGUUGAUUUUAAUUUUCAUGGUAAGAAGCGUGAUUAAUUUUAGAUUUUUUGCCAUUGGAAUACCAACUUUGAUAGGCAAAAGUCUCUUUAGUUGACCACCAUGAAGGUAACACUAUGGCUGACGAUUUUUGCUGUUAUCUGGCUUCCAUCGCUUGGACGCAGGCACAUGUCGCGCAAUGGCAACUGCAUGGUGAAGAACCCGAUGCCGAAGAUGUGUAAGGGACCUCUUAGAUUGUAUUAUACCUUUUCACGAACGCUCUUAGAUUGUGUGCCGGUGUAUACAAAGUGUACAAAGGUAAACAAGAGAAACGAGUACCACUCGGAAAAGAAAUGCAAAGAUGACUGUUACUACUUUAUGCAACUCCCGAAAAAGCCAUGGCAGUUUGGUUCCACAGUGGCUUGGGGUCAUGGAGAAGCUCCUGUCAAUCCACCGGGUCCUGAAAUUACCAGGAGAACCACCACUACGACCACUACUACCACGACACCACCUGCAGAUGAAACACAUUUAGAUGCGAAAGAGGUCCAAGCCUCACCAACAACAGAAGAAUCAGGCACUGCGGCAUCUGCAAAUGAAGAAUAAACUUUAGGACCAAACGAAACAAAUGCAAAAACAACUGACUAAUCAAAAUUAUAUCUAUUCUAACCAUUUUAGAUCAGCAAAAAAUAUCAGAAGUUAUCAAAAUAUUUGCAGAAUUUAAUGGGUUUCAAAGCAGUUUUUUUGCUUAAGAUAAAUGUUGUUUAAAUCAAACACACUUGAAAUGCUCUUCUUGUUAUGUAAUAUAAGGAGUGCUUUUAUACGCCUUUGCACAGCCUCA
Drosophila biarmipes is the source of this 1262-nucleotide messenger RNA. RefSeq lists its product as uncharacterized. Bases 548 to 1027 code for a protein of 159 amino acids. The record is from RefSeq and is a predicted model, not a curated record. The transcript is spliced from 3 exons. Lineage: Eukaryota; Metazoa; Arthropoda; Insecta; Diptera; Drosophilidae.